This is a messenger RNA of Schistocerca americana (American grasshopper), 692 nucleotides long. Its product is annotated as RNA-binding protein 1-like. Bases 137 to 514 code for a protein of 125 amino acids. The record is from RefSeq and is a predicted model, not a curated record. The transcript is spliced from 4 exons. Gene Ontology annotation, biological process: mRNA splicing, via spliceosome. Gene Ontology annotation, molecular function: RNA binding. Lineage: Eukaryota; Metazoa; Arthropoda; Insecta; Orthoptera; Acrididae. Gene Ontology annotation, cellular component: nuclear speck.
GAUAGGUUCGGCGAAUCUUAUUUCAAGACUCUUUGAGCCUUGACGUUUUACUUGUUGGGAGUUCCUGCGUAUGAGUCUUUGUAUUUACGGAAUUGUGUGUUUUUGAUUGUUGUUUUAAACGCUUUACAAAUAGAAAAUGUCUAGAUUUCGUGAAUGGGACCUGUCGUGCAAAGUAUAUGUUGGAAAUUUAGGUCCCAGUGCAUCCAAGCAUGAUCUGGAAAGGGCAUUCAGUAAAUAUGGCCCCCUUAGAAAUGUGUGGGUAGCUCGAAGCCCUCCAGGCUUUGCAUUCAUAGAGUUUGAAGAUCCUAGAGAUGCAAAGGAUGCUGUUCGAGCACUUGAUGGAAUGAGGCUGUGUGGAACUCGAGUUAGGGUUGAAAUGUCUACGGGACGCACAAGAAGAGAUGAAGGCCGCAGACAUUCAAGAUCGCGCUCACCGCCACCAAAGCGGUCACGGUCACGAUCAAGGAGCCAUUCAGUAAAAAGAUCUCGUUCGGGUUCAUGGGAUAGGCAGUAAAAUACUUGGUGAUAAAAUACUGCACCUUAUCAAUAAUAUGCACAAACUAUUGACGAACCAUGUCUGUAGGCAUUGAUGCACUUAAGAUCAGAAACUUCACAUUUCUGUUUAUUCAUGUGAUGUCAUUUUGUAAUGUCUUUACUUUAUAAUAACUAAUAAAUUUAUAAUAUCUUGUUUA